Anopheles darlingi is the source of this 1929-nucleotide messenger RNA. RefSeq lists its product as uncharacterized. The record is from RefSeq and is a predicted model, not a curated record. The transcript is spliced from 2 exons. Bases 1 to 1257 code for a protein of 418 amino acids. Lineage: Eukaryota; Metazoa; Arthropoda; Insecta; Diptera; Culicidae.
AUGCUGUCUUCGGAUAGAAUUCGUACAAAAAAAGAUAAGGUAAGUAACAAAUACCUCAAAAAAGGCAAAAUCCCUAAUAAGUCCCGCUUUUCCACGCAGAUGAAGGACCUCCAAAUGAGGUUGGAGCAUACUGUGCAAAAACUCAAGGAUUCAAAUAACGAGAAAAAGGCCUUACAGGAGGAGGUGAGGCGAUUAAAGGAGGAGUUGACCUGCCCAAAUUGUUGCGUCAACAAGCAGGCAGCAGAUAAUUGGGAGGCGAAACACAAAGAAGCGGUUGUAGCAAAAGAGAAGCUAAAGGACGAAUACCGGCGGGAGUUCGCCGAAUAUGUGAAAAGCAGCAUUCCGAACCGCACAAUGCCCCUACCGGAUUUCCCGAUAAACGAUUUACUAAAACUAAAACAGUUGGAGGAAGCGGCCGCGACAGUUGGCUUUAAAGUCAAGGUACUUCAGCUGCUCGCACCUAAACUAUCAGGAACGCCUAACCAUAAAACUGUACAUAGAGCGGUGUUCCGGAGCUUGUUCGCUCCAGAUGUUGUAAAUAGUGUUGUCUGGGAGCGAAACAUUAGAGGCAAGCUCCUGUUAGUUAAGAACCCCAAUAUUAUAAGUUUGUAUAUAUACAUUAGUUUAGAGUUAAGUAGUAGUUUAAGUAAAAAUGAAAUACGUUGUUUUUUAAUUGUUAAAUUGUGUGUGUUGUGUAAGGAGCUCAAGGAUUCCGUUAAGGAAAAAAAGGCCUUGCCGGAGGAGGUGAGGCGACUCAAAGAGUUGUCCUGCCCAAAUUGUGCCACCCACAAGGAGGCAGCAGCUUAUUGGGAGGCGAAAUAUAAAGAAGCUGUUCUCGCAAAAGAAAAGGUGAAAGACGACUACCGGCGGGAAUUCGCCGAAUAUGUAAAGAGCUUGCAACCGAACCGCACAAUGCACACGCUACCGUAUUUACCAAUAACCAUAGAUGCACUAAAACAAUUGGAGAAAUCGGCGGCGGCGGUUGACUUUAAAGUCAAGGUGCUUGAGGUGCUCGCACCUCAAAUAGCAGGAACACCCAAUCCGAAAACUGUUCAUAGAGUGGUGUUCAGGAGCCUGUUCGCCCCAGAUCUUGUAAAUAGUGUUGUCUGGGAACGAAGCAUUAGAGGGAAGCUACAAUUAGUUAAGCACCCUAAUAUUGUAUGUUUGUAUAUAUACAUUAAUUUAGAAUUAAGUAGUAGUUUAAGUAAAAAUGAACUACGUUGUUUUUUAAUUGUUAAAUUGUGUGUGUUGUGUUAAAUUGACGUGUUGUUGUCGCAUAGUAGUUCAAUUAGUCAAAAAUUAGAUUUGGAAAAUGAUAAAAUUAAACUUAAAUAUGGCUUUUUACCUGAAUUCAGUGCAUAAAUGCAUUUGGAAAAUAAUGAAUAUCAUAUAAAACACCAGUUAACGAUGCAAUAUGCAAUGUGCGCAUCGGCUAAAAAUGUUGCGAAUAUUUGGGGUUUUUGGGGUUUUUUGGGGUUUUGGGGUAAUUUCGAAAAAGACAAGUCCCCCCGGCGUGGACGUAAUUAAAAAAACCGUUUUUUUUUGGCGCCAUUUGAUUUUCACGGAUCUGCAUUUGGAAAUUUUUGUGUUUUUGUCGAAAAAAUCAAUUGAAAAUGCUGUCUUCCAGUCGAAUCCGUACGAAAAAGGAUAAGGUAAGUAACAAAUAACUCAAAAAAGGCAAAAUCCCUAAUUAGUCCCGCUUUUCCACGCCGAUUAAGGACCUCCAAAUAAGGCUGGACCACACGGUUGCUAAACUCAAGGAAGCAAAUGCCGAGAAAAAGGCCUUACAGGAGGAGGUGAGGCGAUUAAAGGAGCUGACCUGCCCAAACUGUUGCGCCAACAAGGAGGCAGCAGAUAAUUGGAAGGCGGAACACAAGGAAGCGGUUUUAGCAGCUUCAAAGCUAAAGGACGAAUACCGGCGGGAUUUUG